AUGCCAGACUGGAAGUUCGUUAACGAGGCUGCAGAACAAAUUCUGCACGAGGGAUUCAAUGGGGAUCUAUAUCAGCGACUAGGAGGAGCUCUUAUUGCUUCAGAGGCGCAACCCAUAUCACAGGGUCAAGCUGAGGCCCGAGUCAAGAAGGAGGCGGCCGAUCAGUGCCGCACGGCGAAGAAGCGUGCAAAGAAGGAGGCAGAUCCGAGGGAAGCAUUGGAGAAGGCACAUAUUGAUACAAAGCAAGCGGAAGAGAAACGUGUAAGAACGCCUCGGGGAGUCAUGAAUGAAACUGCUCGACACGUUCGCCAACACUGCGGCAUCAACGACGAAGAGGACUUUACCAACCAUCACGCAUCGAUGAUGAUUACCCACCCUAUUGGAGAACCUCAGACCGUUACUGGACGAGCUCUAGCGAUAUAUAAGGCGGCCCUAUCAAGACACUUUGACAUGGCAUGGAUCGAGGAACAGGACCACAUAUCUGAUCCUACCGUUGCCUCAGCAAACUCAACAACUAUCACCCCAACCCCAUCGGACAUCGACGCCCAGGAUGACAACAGCAUUCGCGCUAUUACCCUACCUCUUGCGAAACUGCUCAGGACGGAUCUCCCCACGAAGGAUCAAGAUUACAUCACCAAGAGGCUAAACGACGUACAAGGUGAGGUGUCUGACUUUAUGGAAUCCGUUGCCAUGGGAGCGGACAACUACUUCAAGGAGAACCCGAUCGUGGAAGCGGGAGUCAUUACUCCGGAGUGGCAACAGAUUGUAUCCGAUGCUAUGGAGUCGAAGUCCCGAGUGAAGGAUCCGGCGACCUCGCUAUCCCAGGAUUAUUUGCAGUACCUUGGAGCUCGGAUUCCAGAAUUGAGACGUGCGAGGAAGACCCCCAACACUAUCACCCACCCCUUGUGGGAUACGGUGCUUGAAAGCAUCUAUAGCGGGAAGCUGGUACCACAAGCCUGGGAUGAUUCAAGGCAUCCUGACUCACCCUCAUCCAACCCCUUCAAGACCAUUCCAAGCUUGUCUCAAGCCUCUGGUUCCGGCGCUGUGGAUGAUGCCUAUGCUGCUGCUGAUGCCAAUGUCGAGGUCGGAUACCAGUCAGAGGACUCAUCGAAGGAAAGCCUGGGGGGUUUGACGACCACACUCAUGCGAGAGUACGCUACGAACAUCAAGAUGAUAUGGUCUGGAGACAUUUACGAGAGGUUGAGACGGUACGUGGUGCACAAUGUUCUCCGACUCAAUCUACGACCCCAGAGUGAGGAGAAGCACCGCAUCCAAAAGCGGAAGCGUGCUAUCAAGGAAGCCGAGGAGGUGAAGGAGGCGUCGGCAUCGACAAGCCGAAAGCGUCGAGAGUCCCUGAGGAACUGGAAAAGUCGAGACGAGGAGCGCAUCAACAAGAUUUUCGGGCUCAUUGACAUCCAUCAAGAGUGGCGGCCAGGAGUCAAGGAGCAGAACAAGUCACGUGGACUCACCCAAAGCGACGACUACGAGACGGACUCGGAGUUUGACGACUCAGACAACUCAGACGACGAUAUGGAUACCGAGUUGGUUGUUUCGGGCUCGAGCAAGAGCAGCGAUGAUAUUUUAAGGCCUUGCACUCACACAGCAGAUCAAGAUUGCGAGAUGGGGGUCAUGGAGGAGCAGUCAGAUGCUGGUCGCUCUAUUAAUGCAGAGGCUCAGAGUAGUGGUCCGUCUCAAUCUGUCGCACGCUCCUCAACAGGGCAAAAGGAGCCGACGUCAAAGAAGCUCCGAGGUCUAGAAGCAGUAGCUAUCAGGUUGCUGGAAUUGCCAGACUCGAACAUACCCAUCACUGAAGAGACAGUCAAGGCGAAGCUCUACGAGCCUGAAAUGUACAGCACGGAUGAGAUUUUGGCCGUCUUGCGGCUAGUGACAUUACUGAGACCGUUUACCCCUAAGAAGGCCCACUCAGGACCCCAGUCACCUUCCUAUCCAAAGAGCGUCUUGACUUUGGGGCCGUUUGUGUAUAUUGCAAAUGCAAUCUUGAGAUCGGCGGGAUACAAGGAUUUCACCCGUAGGAUUUGCCCAGUUCCUGCUGUUGGAAAUCGGCAUGCUGUGCCGUUGGACGCGUUAGGGGUGUAUGACAUAUUUGGCGGGCGAGCACCAGGACGCUUCGAUAUCAAGGACCCAAGUGGUCGAGUAAUCACCACGUCGACCGUCGCGAGACUGUCUACCGAUCAUCGCAAAUAUGUUUUCGGUGGACUUUUCAAUAUCGCCAUCAUCAACGACGCCUGCACGAAACAUGGACUUGAUUUCGCACAAAGAAUGACUGCUUACGAAGACAAGAAGAAGAAGCAUGUUAAGCCACCAGGUGUGAUCAACUGGACGUCGGAACUACUGGAAACCGGGCACACCCCUCAAUCUGCAGCCAAAGCGUCGGAGGAGAUCAAGAUUGUUCAGGAUCGUUUGGUCACAGAGCUACAACCCCUCAAGAAGGGCCUCAAGGCAGCCAUGACGGUCAGGAGAGAAAAGGACCGCACUCUUCGCCACUAUGAAGGACACGACCAGAGACACAAGAAGGGAAUCUACCAGAACCUACAGGAGGCACGAAAAGUCGUCAACAACUUGAAGAUCAUUCCUCUCGAGGCUGAGAUCCGGGAAAAGAAGCAGCAACGCUACUAUUACAACAGGUUGUCCAAGGCGACCGCCCCCCCAACAGCACUAUCAGAAGACCCUUCUCCCCUGCCCAUCACGACUGUCACAGAGUCUGUCCCAACCGUUCAACAUGCUGGGAUGCAAGACUUUGUUCAGACAACCUCCAUCAAGCAGCUACUGAUAGAAAUUGAAGACAAGGACCGACAACUACCUGUACCGGGCACUGACAGAGGAUUGGUGACUAUGUCUGAGACUGUCCCCUCCUUGUGGUCAACUCUGGAAUCUUUAUCAAACCGAUACUAUAUUCUCCAUGGUCAUCCUGAUACUCACCACACCGGCAACGACGACGGGGCUUCAGAGCCGCCCACCUCUCACGCUGAUGCUGUGGACAUGGACAUUAAUGGCACGGACACCCAGCCCUCUCUGCAUUCAGAAUCGAAAGUGUCAUCUCUUCCAGAACGGACUCGGAACGCCAUAACGAUAACAGGCUCUUUAUCCCGGAAGGCAACGAUGGAGGACAUGCGUUUUGCCAAGUCCAACCGCAUCACCGCAAAACAGGUCAAAGAAGUCGGUGGAGUAGGAAGGGCGACUCGAACAAGGGAGCGUUUGCUUCGACAGCCGGAAAAUCAGAGGAUCUCGGAGCUUCACAAGGAGAUAGGAGAAAACUCCGUUUUGAAGGCGCAGACUAUCAGUGAAGUUGACUCUGCACAGGACUUUUCCAGAGGAACAGGACAGACCCAACCAGCAUCAGUCAACACAGUCGACCCUAUCGAUGGGUGUUGCAAGUGUGGUAGACACCACCUCCCAAUCCGCGUUGGAAGGGCACUCACCUAUCCACAGGAAUGCCCCAGAGACGCGUUGCCCAUCAUCCCUAUCAUGUUCGUCGGGACGGCAGGAAUCGGAACCGGGAGUCGCAUUGGCGGUCAUCUGAAGUACGGCGGAAAAAAGGUCGUUGAGCGACAUGCCCUCUCCGUCCCUGUACUGAUGACCGAUGAAAACAUGACAAGCAAAGUCUGCUCGUUGUGCUUUGCGAUUCUACGCCUCGUCAAGGAACUGAGACUUGUCAACGAAGUCGAGAAGCUGGUCACAAUCAACGGUGCGGUCCAGUGCGAAAACCCCAACUGUGAGAGUGUCCGCGCCGGUUAUGCACGUCGAGGCAGGGACAGCAAUGCAUGUGUCAACAUUGCACUUGCGGGAUUCACGACAAUCAUGAGCGACAACAGACAGCGACUUCCUCCCUACAGGAGAUCCACGCGUCCAGAGGGCGCCACCCCUUCAGAACCCCAGUCUCUCGCUACUGGAACACAACAAACAUCGAGCACUUCGACAACGGACCCAUUGACAACAAUGGCUCCAGCGACGCUGCUGAUGAGCUAG
Linnemannia hyalina is the source of this 3987-nucleotide messenger RNA. The record is from the annotation of a GenBank genome assembly. NCBI's taxonomy places the organism in Eukaryota, Fungi, Mortierellomycota, Mortierellomycetes, Mortierellales, Mortierellaceae.